Hypoxylon fragiforme is the source of this 773-nucleotide messenger RNA. RefSeq lists its product as uncharacterized. NCBI's taxonomy places the organism in Eukaryota, Fungi, Ascomycota, Sordariomycetes, Xylariales, Hypoxylaceae. The record is from RefSeq and is a predicted model, not a curated record. The transcript has 4 exons. The coding region runs from base 168 to 713 and encodes 181 amino acids.
AGUACCUAGCCAAAUAUGUACCUAGGUUAGGUAGGUUACUAAGGCAGAUACAUAUGUAAUGUUCCAAGGUUAUGUAUGGAUGUGUGUGUAUUAGUAGGGAAGAGGAAAAGGAAAAGGGCACCAGAAAAAGGCACCAGGACAAGGUGGGCAAAAUGGGUGCUUAAAACAUGACUUCACGAAAGAGGAAGCAGGACGAGGAGGAAGAGCUCGUUGCACUUCCCAGUGACGAGAGCGAAGAGGAAGAGGAAUACAUCUCUGAAGGUGAUGACGACGACGAACAGGAUGAUGUUGAGGAUGACGAAGAAGAAGAAUAUGACGAGGUUGACGAGCCUGAGCUUGAGCCCGAGAAAGAAGAGAAGAAGAAUGGCAACGGAGUGAAGCAUUCGAUUACGGCUGAUGCUCCCCCAACAAAAAAGCUGAAGACGGCUAACCCUCCGACCGAGCCUGUUCCCAUUCCCGUUGCUAGCAAUGGUGAGGAACCACUCGAAGAUGAGUUUGAAAUUGAGGAUGGCCCUGAGGAUGAUGACGAUGUGGAGGAAGAGGAGGAAGAUGCAUAUGACGAGGAAGUCGAGGGUGAAGUCGAACCUGAGGAUGAAGAAGACGAUCUGGUCGAUGAACCAAAGAAGCUCGGUAUCGACAUUGAUUUGCCUGCAAAAGGCAAGACCCAGGCCGCCACAGAAGUCGCUACUAAUGGCGAGGAAGCUGAGGAUUAAACUCUUUACGCCAUCUCCUCUGGGUUUAAACCUGCAGCGACUGUGGAAUAUUUCGGUAGC